AUGUCUCGACCAGAACACCAAGCACCGCCAGAAAUAUUCUACAAUGAUAACGAGGCGGAGAAGUACACGAAGUCGAGUCGGAUCCAGUCCAUCCAAUCAGAGAUGACCGAACGUUGCUUGGAACUGCUCAAUCUACCUUCCCAAUCGAGCGACGGCGAGACUGAUUACUCGGGACUGAUCUUGGACAUUGGAUGCGGAAGUGGGCUGAGUGGCGAAAUCAUUAGCGAACAUGGUCAUCAAUGGGUUGGCGCAGAUAUUAGCGGAAGUAUGCUCGAAAUCGCAUUGGACAGGGAGGUCGAAGGCGAUCUGUGUUUGCAUGAUAUCGGACAGGGGUUCGGCUUUAGGCCCGGGAGCUUCGAUGGAGCAAUCAGUGUAUCAGUGAUUCAAUGGCUAUGCAAUGCAGACAAGUCGACAAACUCGCCUCCGAAACGGCUCAAGGCGUUCUUCGAGACCCUCUUUGGUGCAUUGGUGCGAGGCGCAAGAGCAGUCUUUCAGUUCUAUCCCGAAUCAGAUGACCAGGUCAGGUUCAUCAUGACCUUCGCUAAUCGGGCUGGAUUCACCGGAGGCUUGGUUGUUGAUUACCCUAACAGCCAGAAAGCGAAAAAGUUCUAUCUGGUGUUGAUGACCGGACCUUCGCCCCACUCAUCGGCGACCAACAAUGCAAACCAACUCCCUCAGGGACUCACAACGGAAGACCAGAAUGACAGAGUCAAGUAUAGCAAAAAAACUAACAGUCAUCGCAAUCAUUCGCGGAAAAAGUCUUCCUCAAAAGGCGGCACUGAUGAGUCUAAGCAAGCAUGGAUCUACAAGAAGAAAGAGCUGUAUCGGAAGCGGGGUAAAGAAGAUGUUCCGAGAGACUCGAAAUUCACUGGUCGGAAACGGAAGACCCAAUUCUGA
Molecule: messenger RNA, 897 nt
Organism: Puccinia triticina
Lineage: Eukaryota; Fungi; Basidiomycota; Pucciniomycetes; Pucciniales; Pucciniaceae
Exons: 6
Coding region: 1-897 (298 amino acids)
Biological process (GO): rRNA (guanine-N7)-methylation
Cellular component (GO): nucleolus
Molecular function (GO): rRNA (guanine) methyltransferase activity
Source: RefSeq, a predicted model, not a curated record